Molecule: messenger RNA, 795 nt
Organism: Dioszegia hungarica
Lineage: Eukaryota; Fungi; Basidiomycota; Tremellomycetes; Tremellales; Bulleribasidiaceae
Product: dehydrase and lipid transport-domain-containing protein
Exons: 4
Coding region: 1-795 (264 amino acids)
Biological process (GO): cellular respiration; ubiquinone biosynthetic process
Cellular component (GO): mitochondrion
Molecular function (GO): ubiquinone binding
Source: RefSeq, a predicted model, not a curated record
AUGCCCGACCUGUAUCAACCACCUACUGUGGCGGAUGCAAGGCGGGCGUUCUUCUCUUUACCGGACAUCUCCAAGCUGGCGAAACUCGCUGGGUCAGCUGCGGAAGCAAUGAGUUCGGGAUCCGGCGGUGGCGCAGGAGAGGUGCAGACCGACGGAGAAAGGCAGACCUACCAUGCUAGGAAGAUAUUACCAUACUCGCCGGAGCAGCUAUAUAAUCUCGUCGCCGAUAUACCCUCCUACUCAUCCUUCAUCCCCUUCUGCACUUCUUCGACGGUAUUGCAGCCACCCUCCUCAUCAUCAGCAGUGGCUAGCACGAGCUCAGCAGGUCGUACGGCGGCUGACAGCAAGUGGUCCCCACCGGCAUCGGGGAAGUCUUUCGAGGUGGAUGCGGAGCUGAAAGUGGGGUUUGGCGGAUUCGACGAGGCGUAUGUCAGCAGAGUGAAGGGGACGCCUUAUGAGAGCGUAUCUGCAAGCGCUGGGGAGGCGAAUCUCUUCCGAUCAUUGAGCACAACCUGGGCUUUCUCGCCGGCUUCAGGCCUAUCCCCACAUCCUUCAACAGCCAUACCUUCGACUACUUCCUCUUCUUCAGCCAACACCGCUCCGCGCUCCACGCAAUCACUAGAGACGCCCGACUCCUCCCGCGGUCCCACGCUCCUCACGAUCGACCUAGCGUUCGAAUUUACGAAUCCCUUGCAUCGCAUAGCGUCUCAAGCUGUGCUGCCCAAGGUAGCGGGGAAGAUGGUGGACGCUUUUGAGCAGAGAUGUGUCGAGGUGUACGGGAAGGGAAGAGAUUGA